AGGAAACAGGAAGCCGCCCUGACUAACGGCUGUCAGAAUCUGUUUGCAGCAUCCCAAGCUAAAGUUCAGCAGAAAAUGUCUCUUCAAAUAGAUUUAUUUAACUUUAUAGUUGAAUUAACUUCCUGUUUCGACAUAUGAAGUAAAAAGUCUGUUCAGGUGAGUCGAGGUCAGCUGACUUUUACCUUUAGCUCACUUGUAUUUAUCCCACCUGUAGUUACUAACAGGUUAGCUUGUUGUAAGCUAACCGGCUAAAUGAAGCUCGUUGAUGCAGACACACAGCGGGUGGUGAAAAGGUUAAAGGGCUUAAGUGGAAACAAAAGGCUGAAUUAAACAUUACCUACGGAUCUCAUUGAAGAUUUACUCUUCCUUAAGACGAUGUUUAUUGUAUUGCACCAUGGUGUGAGGUCUCAAUGCUGCAACAGUGAGGUUAGUUUCUCCAAGAUCAGUGCCACACCUUUAUAAAACUAUAAUAACAGAUAAUCCAGCAUACUUGUUUGUGGUCAUAGGGGAGAGUGGGGUAAAUUGAGACACCCUCUGUUGCUUGGAAAUGGUCAAAGAAAUUGAUCAUGUGACCAAAUAUUUAGGAGAUAGGCAUCAAUUCGUGGAGUCUGUGAAGGUUAGAAGCACAUGAGUGAAGGGGUUAGACAUUUAUUUACAAAAAACAAAACAUUUUUCACUCUUGAAAAUGAAUUUAGUCCGUCUUAAGUUUUAUUAGAAUUGUAUUCUGACUAAAAAAGAUAAUUUUAAAUUUGUUUUAUAUGUCAAUUGUGGUAUCUAUGAGCUACAACAUGAGGUCAAAAACCUGGGCCACAUUAGAUGACGUCAAGCUCUAGGGCUGGGUGAUAUGGGAAAAAGUUUAACACAAUAUAUUUUUUUCAAAUCAGUCGAUAUCGAUAUGUAUAACGAUAUAAAAAAUGAAAUUUAACAGUGCUUAUUGGUAGCGUGUCUUUUGCAAUACAAUAAGCUACUGCAUCUGUGAGGUCUUUGUGUCUCUUCAACGUUUUGUCGUAAGGCGUUGCACUAGAGAAAGCGGACUGGAUGGUCGGCUGUUUUGGCUGUACAGGCGCCAUGGGCUCCUUGCUCCGCUCGGGGGUUUGUAACCUUUUGCACUGCCAUAUGGCACUGCUUCAGGUGCUGAAGAUUUGAGGUAUUUCCUGACUUUGCGAGAACACGUACUCAACAUAAUUUGCAGUGCACAUUACUCUGCUUUCAUUGGCUAUUCGUAUAGUCUACCAAAACAUGGCAGAACGCUGACUAUCAAAAAGCAUAUUGACCAUGUUUUAUAUUGAUACUGAGGGAAAUUAUUUUUUGAUAUUUAUCGUUAUCAUUUUAUCGCCCAGCCCUAUCCAGAUCCAGAACCACUACGACUGGUCUCAUCAGAUCUGGACUUGAUUUUACCAACAGGUCAGCAGACUUCCUAAAACACAGUUGCAGAUUUGUGAACACUUAUUCUUUUUGUGAAAAUGUUUUAAAAAGAGGAACUUUAAUUUCACUUGCAUGACCUGGUCCAAUCUUGUUCAGAUGUGAUCAAAAGCAGUGAAAUCAGCCUUGUACAAAUCUAAAACAGUAUUUUGAAGAUACCAGAGAUCUUCUGGGUAAAUCCAGUCUGCAUUUGACUAAUCUAAACAAGAGGGGCUCUGUAUUUUUUCCAGUCUCAUGCAGGAAAAGAAAAAAAACAAUGACAGAUAUUGGUGCUUUGUGUCGUCCUUGCUGUAGUUUAUCUCUUAAUUGAGCAUUAUGUCAGGUAUAAACACGCUGACCCUAAUUUGAUCAAGUUGGUUGAAGGAGGCGAGUCAUGCCAAGGUGUACUCACUCUUCCUGAGACUGACCUACAUUGAGAGAAUCAUUAGGACACCAAAAUAAGAAACCCAUGCUUAGGAAUUGCACAUUACUGUUAAGAGUCGGUGAAUUGUUAUUUUCUCAAAAAGGUCGUCAUCACUGCUGUCACCCCUCAGAGAACUGCCUCAACAGGAUGUGAUUGUAAAACAAAGGUACAUUCAGCUGUCUCUGAAUGAAAUACAUGGAUGAUAUGUACGCCUACUAAAUACACAAGUGUCUUCAGAGUCGUGUUUUCAAGCUCAGUGGAUUUAUAACUAAAAAAACACAUCUUCUGGCUCUCCCCUGAGCCUGUUUGUAUCACAUGUCCACUUUAAUCCACUUCCCCUCGCUUAGGGAUCGCCCUUCCUCUGUCCGCCGUCAGGGCUUAGCUUCUGAUACCUGAGACGCUUUGCAGCAGGCAGGAUCAGACAGUGUCCCUUUUUCACUCUCCCUGGUCAGGUAAAGCCCAGACACCGAAAAUCCACAGAGGGAGAGAGGGUGAGUUAAAACAGAAAUAUGAUGUUUUUCAUUUUGUCUUUCUAGGAAUAAAAAGCGAGAGCUGUAACUGUGGUGCGGUGGGCUCCCAAGACUCUCCGAUGAAGGAUCGACAGGGCUCUCUAUGGAAGAUGAACCGCUACACCACCCUCAAGCAGCUGGGGGACGGGACGUAUGGUAGCGUUCUCCUGUGCAAGUGCAAUGAGACCGGGGAGCUGGUGGCGAUAAAGAGGUGAGUGGUGGAUCCAGUGAGCAUACUGGGACGUAUACUAUGUUUUUGUGUCUGAUUAAACCUGUCUGUAACUCAUGUCAUGUUUAUAUUGCCAAAAAUUAGUGAUCUGACAUAAGCCAUGAGUGUCAAAGAAACUUACAUAAAACCUUAGAUUUAUCAGAUAUGUUAACCCGAUGAAUAUUACCACCAAACUACAAGAAAUUAUGUCUUUUAAACUGCUCCAGGUGAUGUACUUAAAUGAAAUUGGAGUUGUGAUUGAGCAAAAUCACGAUGAAAUUCUGCUAAAAUUAGAAAAAUAAAUCAGGGUCUGCCAGAUUUUAGAGUAGGAUUGCUUAAAUAUUUCUUGUAGAAAUGUAAAAAGCCUCCCUAAACACCAGAGUGGUCAAUCCAUGAAGAGUUAGAACCACCAGAAAAGGUUAAACAGAUCUUACUUUCUAAUGAAAACUAAAAUUAAAUCAAAAUAAAAGGAAGUAUUUUGUUUUUUUGCCUUUUGUGUAGCUGCUAGUUUGAAAAGUUGUUGGCCACCGGUUAGAUUUUAAAGCUACUGUAAGGAACUUUUGCUUUGUGUCCAUUUUGUUUCAUGCAUUGAAUCGUAAAUCUUGUCUCUGAUGGUCAACUAGACUGUUAACUUGCAGGAGAUGUUGCAUAAUGUAAGUUUAAUAGUGUUGUCUUGAAGCCUUGUGUAUUUUUCCUGCAUAUUUUGAAACAGGAGUGAGAUACAAGACCAAAAACAAGAGAGAAGUCAACAAAGAGGGAAGACCUGAUUGAGUCAAAGUAUUAAAGACUCUAAAAAUAAACAGCAUAACCUCGAAUGACUCCACAGAGUUAGUAAUAGUUAUGAUUUCCUUUCCAGAUUAAAGUGUGAAACCUGGACUGCAGCUGAAUUUCAGCCAGAACAGGGUCGAAUCAUGCCAGACGGAGAUGAAAGCAUGGAUAACUUUCUCUUAAUCACUGCAGGGGGAAAGGAUUGAGGUCAACAAUAAUACGUUGUCAUGCACACAUGUUGUUUUCUUUUCCAACAGGAUGAAGAGGAAGUUUUAUUCUUGGGAAGAGUGCGUGAAUUUAAGAGAAGUAAAGGUGAGAAGAGAGAAAAUGUUGUUUAUCACAUGUAUGUUGGAAAUGUACUCACUUAUGAAGCAGAUUUCGAAUGACUCUCCUGAUUGAAUCUCUAAAAUACUUUGUGUCAUCAGUCCCUGAGGAAGCUGAACCACGCCAACGUGGUCAAACUGAAGGAGGUCAUCCGUGAAAACGACUAUCUGUACUUUGUCUUUGAGUACAUGAAAGAAAACCUCUAUCAGCUCAUGAAGGAAAGGUGAGAGCACGCUCAGCUGCCACAGUGAGUCAUUCAUUCACAGCCUCUUUCACCAGCUGUGGACAGACACUUUUGUGAUACAGCAGCUCUGCAGUGUUUUUAAAACAGUCAGGAGUGUGAGUGAGGAUUAUUCGGCUCAGUUUGAGUCAUCAUAUGUCAGUUUUUAGCAGAAACAAGUCGUUCACUGAGACAGUCAUCAGAGACAUGACAGUUCAGAUAUUACAGGGACUGUCCUUUAUUCAUAGACAUGGUAGGUGACUUUGGACAAAAGGAAAAUGUAUUUGGGUCAUAGAAAGCAAUUUAUUACAUGAGGCAUCCCAGAAUCCUCUCAAUCCAAAAAAUGACUCACCUUUAUUUUUUUCACUCAGUUGCGAGAGAAAGAAAAGAAAUCCUCACAUUUUUUAAAUGUUCGUGGAUGCUGCUGAUAUUCCGCCUUCAUUAGAGAACGAUUGUUUGCAUGGUGUGAUUUUCUUUAUCUCCUUUUCUUUCUUUUGUCUUUUACCUCUCUGUCGCUGCCAGGGAAGAUAAGAUGUUUACUGAGAAUGAAAUAAGGAACAUUCUGUUCCAAGUUUUGUCUGGCUUAGCAUUUGUGCACAAGCACGGUAAGAGACUCGGUCUUUCUCUUCAUUUUUCCCCUUCCUAAACGACCCGAUACGGCUAUGCUUUGAUACGUUAAAACAUCUCUGUAGUUGGCAUAGAUGUUUUAACCAUAGACUGUAUAUAGAAUGGACAGCGUCUGCGUCCUUGCCGGGUGAAGCCACUCCGAGAACAGCACCCUCUGUUGACCGGCUGCAGUAUAGGUCAUAAAUCCCGCCUCCGCCAGCAAAGCUUAUGGAGCUGUGGACAAACUUCCUCUGUUUUUUUUUUCAGCUCCGUUUCUAAAAGUUAUUGGGGGUUCAUGUUUUCUAUGAUUGACACCUGAUACAGCCUAUGGACGUGGCUCACCUGGGGGGAUACGCUGUUUGAGCCGAGCGUCAUCACAGCGACUCUCCCGCCGAAUGCGCACAACGCUACUGCGCAGUGUUGAUCUCAGGAAAUGGAGAGAAAACGCGGAAUCACCAAGAGCUUUUUGGCUUCACAUCCGUACACUGGUGGAAGGCGGAACCAAGUUGUCCAUAGUAUAUACAGUCUAUGGUUUCAACUCAGCAUUGCUGUAAACUGUCAAGUUGUAGAAGCGGUAGUGGAGCCAGAAACUCGGAUAUCAAAUGAAUAUCACCAGAACAGGUUUUUUAAUGCCUGAUUUGUGUUUUCAGGGUACUUCCACCGGGAUAUGAAACCAGAGAACUUGCUCUGCAUGGGGCCAGAGCUGGUGAAGAUCGCAGAUUUUGGACUUGCCAGGGAAAUUCGCUCACGGCCGCCUUACACGGUUUACGUGUCCACGAGAUGGUGAGGGCUGAUUGAUUUGUAACAUGAGGAAAAAACGCCAUCUGAUGUCUGACCUUGAUCACACUUGAUAAAUAUAAAAUCGUACCUCUGAGUGAUACCAGUCUGAGAUGUGUAACCUGCUAAAAAGAUGGAGAGAGGGGGGCAUCUCAGUCAGCCAGGGAGCAAGGAGUGACUGCUAGAUAUCUCAGACUAUUUCCUUUUCUAAACAAAAAACUUAAAUACUACCAACAUGGCAAGAUCCAACCUGGAAAAAUAAAAAAUGAGAUUUUUGAACCCUGUUAGAAGUUCCUUUCAUUGAGCUUCAGAAAUAGUAACUUCAUAGAAAGCAGAAUUUCACAUCAAAAUAGAGCGGUGUUAGAUCCCUGUAUUAAUAACGUUCUGUCGUGUUGCUGUCGAAGGUACCGAGCCCCAGAGAUUCUGCUGAAAUCAAACUCCUACAGCUCGCCCAUCGACAUCUGGGCCGUGGGAUGCAUCAUGGCGGAGCUGUACACGCUCAGACCCUUGUUCCCUGGCAACAGCGAGGUGGAGGAAAUCUUCAAGAUCUGUCAGGUGCUGGGAACUCUAAAGAAGGUACAGCAGAAGAAUGGUUGUAUUUUUGGUUUUAAUAAGAAGUAAAAACCAAAAUAAUUUGUUACAUUCUGUUUAUAAUCUUGAAUAUUUCUGACACCCUCUUGCUUUGACUCAUAUCUCAUUCUCUAAUACCAACGUCACACUCCUCUUUUAUCUUGAAAUUUCUUUCUCUUCUCUUCGCAUCAGUCCGACUGGCCUGAGGGCUACAACUUGGCGCUGGCGUUGAACUUCCGCUUCCCAAAGAGUGUCCCCGCUAGCUUCAGAUCCUUGAUCCCCAACGCCAGCAACGACGCCAUCGCUCUGAUGAAAGACAUGCUGCAGUGGGACCCCGAGAGAAGACCGAGUGCGGCCCAGGUACGCUUACAUGAUGUUUUAACGCACUCUGACUGGAGGUGCAGUUACUGAACAUCAAAUAGAAAAUAUGCAUCCACUUAAUUCAAUAAAAAAAGACACAUUUUUAACUUGAAUUUAAGAAAUCCAUUUGUCUGUGUUCAAGGCUUUACGGUAUCCAUACUUCCACGUGGGUCAGGCGCUCUUGGCUCCUCUGAAGUACUCGGGGAACCACACAACUCAGUCAAAGCUCUCUGAAGAUGCUCCAGAGACGAAGCCUCUGUCCCUCUGUAAGUCUGACCUCGAGUCCGUCAAGCCAAGAAAGACUCAUGCAGAGAUGCAGAGCAGCAUCCAGGCUCCCCACCAGCCUCUUCAGCAGAUCCCCCUUCCCCAGGAAAACCAAGAGCCCAGCAUGAAACCAGGAGUUUGCUCCACCGUGCUCACAGAAGGGCAAGAGGAGCCGCUCAGCCUGGUGAAAAAGAAGCAGCUGACGAACUUGCAGUCUGUGAGUAUGAACAGGUAAAGCUUCUACGUGUGUGUGCUCAUGACUGACUCCCUGAACUCGACUUUUCUUUCCUUUUUUUAAGCCUGGAAUGAGGGCAGGACGGAGACGAUGGGGUCAAACGUCUAUCAAGUCCGUCUCCAGCGUGGACGGCAGCGAAGACACCGGGGUUUCACUCUCCAAAAAAACCACCAUCAGUUCUGUGAAGCAGAGGGAGCUGGACGGGCCGAGGUCAGACUUCUCUCUGUUUUUAAUGUGAGAUAUGUUUUCACACCGUUUAUAAAAAAAGGAUUUUAAUAUUGUGUGAUUUUUGUUUCUAGCUCAAAGGCAGAGCUUCCAAACAGUGAGCUGAACAGAGGGAACGCCGCCACCUUGUCCGCCAAGCAGCACUACCUCCGCCAGUCCAGAUAUCUGCCUGGUGAGAGCAGAACAUUUAAAGUCCUCAGGGUCUUUACUCGGGUUUAUUUUGAAUUGUAAAGCUUAAUAUCAUAGGCCAGAGUUAAACAAAGGAAAAGGACUAAAAAUGAUGACAAAAAAAGGGAUUUAUUAAAAAGAACUAAAUGAAAAGCAUCAAAAAGGUCCAACUGAAAAAUCCCAAAGGCAAAAUCCGACAAAAAGGAAACUAGAGAUUCACACAUCGACUAUGACUGACACACACUGGCUGACAAACACACACAGUGAACCAACAAGAACAGGGGAAGACAGGGACUAUAUAUACACACACAGGGAAAUGAGCAACGAGAGGCAGGUGAGGCACUGAGACACAGGUGAAGACAAUUACAGAGGAGGGAAAACUGAGGAAGUAAAACAAGACGAGAAACGCAAGGAUGGAUUACUACAAAAUAAAACAGGAAACACUGAAAACUGAAAGAAUAAAACAUUAAAAACAUGAGGGGAACGGGGUCAAACAUAAACUUAAAACUCACAAGACAGGAUCACAGGGGAACAGAAACACAAGGGAAAAUACAGAGAAAAUACACUCAAAUAAAAAACACAAAACUUAAUGAACAGAACAUAACACGACACAUAAUCUAACAUGUGUUUCCAUUAGAUCUGUGCAGAACUUUGAACCAUCUAAAAGGUUUAAAAAAAGGUCUGAGGUCUAAAACUUUUUGUCUUUUUUUUUUAGGCGUAAACCCGAGAAAAAAGUCUUCAUCAGAAAACCAGGCAGUGAAGAGAAACAUUUUGGGCUCAUCUCUGAGCAAAGGACCGGGGCCGGAGUUCCCUUCAAGUAAAGGUAAGAAAGACUCAGAGAGGAAACGUGUAAGAAGAGACUCGACAUAUUUCAUGUUAUUUUGUGAGAGCAGAGCAUUUUCUCAUCAUUUUGAUAUUUAAUCUUUUUAGUGCUCAUUUUCUUUUUAAGUUUUGAAGUUCUACAAAGAUAGAAAGGCUUUCAUACGGCGUGAUGAGUAAAAAUAUGAUAGAAACAGAGUAAGGACAGGGUUCAGAUUGGAGAGGAUACUAUGGCAGGAGAUUACAGCAUCACUGAUGAACACUGGAGUUUAAUUUACCACCAUUUGUUAUGUUUUCUUUUUCAUUAAGCCAUCAAGUAAAGUUAGUCCUAAUAUCCAUCUGGGACUUUGACUAAAAAGAAGUCUACUCAAGUUUUGCUGUUUUCUUUAACUGCCGUUCUACAUCUGUUUUCCUCCUCCACUCGUUCUCUUUCUUUCUUUCUGUGAUAUUCUGUGAUUUGUAGAUAUCAGCUUUCCUAAACUCACAGAAACACAACCUUUAGGAGAGAAGAUACUGGAGGAUCUUGAUCUACCCAAAGGUCUGUCAGACUUAGAGGCUUUUUUAAAUCAUUAACAGUGUUUGAAAUAAAGAUGUCCACCACAGAGGAACAAUAAAUCCUCACAGUCAGGGAAAGUAGCAGCUUCAGUGUCGCUGAUUACGGCUCAAACCGGUUCAUCUGUAACCCGAGAUUGAUUUCCCCCUCUGCAGAUUCCUUCAUGAGCAACUCCAACUGGACCGUGAAGACACACCUGACCCCUUUGGAGAGGACAGAAACAGGAGCAGCAAGACACAGGGUCACUGGGACCUCAGCCGGUGAGAUUUUCUUUUCUCUUGUCAGAUUAAUCUGUUUAUUUUCAGGGGUGAAGGAACUAGACACGUUUAUUUUUUCUUUCAGUUAGGUAAACUAAACUUUCAGUGUACUAAAUCUAAACAGAGACAGAUCCUUGCCUGAUGAAUCUGUUCAGUGUUGCGUCUUGAAUUCAGAUCUUUAUGUUCUUGUUUUUGUGAACCUCGUAGUUGAUCUGUCCUUGGCUGCUGAUCUAAGAGUCCAGACUAAAACCAAAACACCCAAGAGCAAGACCUUCUCAAGCAAACUGCUGUCCUCCAACGAUGGUAAGAACAAUCCAGACUAUCAUCCACCAAGUAAACUCAGCAUCUGAACGCUCUAUGUGUCCAACCUGAACACGUUUCACUUCUCCUCUCACAACAAUUUCCCCAGAAUACGACGGCUGCAGGAGCCGAAACGCUCAGAUCCCCACAUCCAGCUCUACAGGGAAGAAAACCUUCACGAGGAACACAAACUUGCAGCCUGUACACGGACGCACCGACUGGACUGCCAAAUACAGAAGCCACCAGUAGCAGUUAAGUUCGCUCUGCUCCACCAGUGACUCCUGGGAAAAAUCCAACUCCACUUCAUCAGGAAGCUCAAAUGUCAGAGGAAGAGCCGCCAAGAGCGUGCAGAAGUGAAUCCUGCCAGAUUGUUGGGAUUAAAUAUUGCCCAGUGUCGUCUUAAAACCCAUGACUCCUGUUUGUGCUCAUAAAAUAAUAGACCAGAGAUUAAAAAGUAUAUUUUUUAUUGAAUUAAGAGAUCCUUUUUUUUAUUUUUAAGCAACAGAUACAGAGCGAAAAAGUACAACCAUCCACCUCUUGUUGUUAAACAGUUUUGUAUUUCAAAAUAAAACCUAUCUGAAGAUGCUUUUUGUUUUAGUUUUGUUUCCUGUUAGUCGUUCUUAGUGUAUUUUACAUUUCUUUGGAAGAAUCAGACAGCAGAAAAUGAAGCAGCAGGAAUGUUUGUAAACUUGAAGCACAUUUCUUAUUAAAAUAUAUAUUUGCAGAGAGAAAAA
Molecule: messenger RNA, 9722 nt
Organism: Xyrichtys novacula (pearly razorfish)
Lineage: Eukaryota; Metazoa; Chordata; Actinopteri; Labriformes; Labridae
Source: the annotation of a GenBank genome assembly